Molecule: messenger RNA, 1737 nt
Organism: Nerophis lumbriciformis (worm pipefish)
Lineage: Eukaryota; Metazoa; Chordata; Actinopteri; Syngnathiformes; Syngnathidae
Source: RefSeq, a predicted model, not a curated record
AUGAGCGUGUUGGAGGUAAAGUUCGUCGGGGAUGGAGAUGUUCUGGAGCACAUCGUCGACAAACAGGAGGAGUUGCAGAGCAGUGCUGGAGCAAUACAGAAGAUGGUCACCUUUAAGAAACCGGUGGGACCGCGAGCAAGAGAUGAUUCACAAGUGAUGGAAGGAGAUGAAAAUGGCGUCCACGAUGAGCAGAAUUACGUUCACGCUUUUUGUGCAGACAGUGCAGAAGAUGACGAGGAUACAUCUAGAGUUGCAGGAUCGGCUAUUUUCACUUUUCAGAAGAGCAAACGGGGCCACAGCCUAGCGCAGACUGCAAAUGAGUUGGCACGGACCCCAGGGAAAAGUGUGAGCUUUAGUAGUACUUCUAACAAUGAAGCAUCCACGCCCACUCGGACACGUCGCAACCAGAGAGGUGAAAACCGAACACCCCAGAGGCGCAAAAGGGUGCAGUUUGUCUCUACAACACCCCACAGGCUAAGGAAGAGAAUGACAACUCCCAGUCUUCGAUCAGACAGCGACAGUGAGCUUUCACCCUCUGACUCUGGGGAAGAGGAAGAAGAAGGAGAUGAUGAUGAUGAAGUCAUUGUUGAUGAAGAGCAGAAAGUGAAGAAAGAUGACCGAGAGAACAAGACCCCAAAAACGCCUUGUAAAGGUUUAUCAGCAGCACUUUACAAGACCCCUGCCAAAAAGGGCAAGCGCACUCCCGAACCAAUCGCCCAAACUGCAAUGGUUGAGGAGUAUUUCGAGGCCCAUGGCAGCUCAAAGGUCUUGACAUCAGAUCGCACGCUGGAUCGUUUACACACACCAAAACUAGACCGGGAGAGACUUUUCCAACUCUUAGAAGAAAAACCUUCCUGCUACAUCAGAGAGAUCCAGCAACUCCAUAACAAACACAAAAUGCACUUUAGCAAAUGGAUGUUACAGUUACAGUUGGGAUUCAGUGUGCUGCUGUACGGUUUGGGAAGCAAGAUAGAGCUGCUGGAGGAAUUUCGUUCUUCUUACUUGUCUCAAGAGAUACAUCUUGUGAUAAACGGAUUCUUCCCUUCCAUUACACUGAAAUCGAUCUUGAACACUUUGAUAUGUGAGGUUCUUGAGCACCAGGGGAGUUUCCGAACACCAUCUGACCAAAUUCAGUACAUCUCACAAACCCUUAAGAACGAUCGCCAUGUCUACUUGUUAAUCAAUAAUAUUGAUGGACCAAUGCUGCGAGGAGAGAAGACUCAGAGUGCCCUGGGACAGCUGGCUUCACUGCCCAACAUUCACUUGGUGGCUACUAUUGACCACAUCAACGCUCCUCUCGUGUGGGACCAGUUCAAACAGAGCCAAUUUAAUUGGGUGUGGUGGGAGUGUGUAACAUUUAAGCACUACACAGAGGAGACAUCUUAUGAAAAUUCUCUGCUGGUGCAGCAAACAGGGGCUCUGGCUCUGUCCUCUCUUACACAUGUCCUUCGCAGCUUGACCCCAAAUGCACGAGGAAUUUUCAAACUACUUGUGAAAUUUCAGCUGGAAAACAAAGACAAUCCUUCAUAUACAGGAUUGUCAUUCCAAGAUUUUUACCAGCGUUGUCGCGAGUCGUUCUUGGUGAACUCUGACCUCACACUUAGGACCCAGUUGACAGAGUUCAAAGACCACAAACUGAUACGGACACGCAAGGGUGCAGAUGGCGUGGAGUACCUGUUAGUUGCCGUGAAUGCAAGCACACUGUUGGACUACUUGGAAAAUGAGGAAGGUGACUGA